AACUCUUGAUGAGAGUCCAUCAUAAAAACUUGGUUCGCCUUGUUGGGUAUUGCAAUGAUGGUACAAACAUGGCCCUCAUUUAUGAAUAUAUGUCUAAUGGAAACCUGAGACAGAGGUUAUCAGAGAGAGAUACAGAUGUCUUGUAUUGGAAAGAGAAGCUUCAAAUUGCAGUUGAUGCAGCACAAGGACUGGAGUAUCUGCACAAUGGUUGCAAGCCACCAAUAAUCCACAGAGAUUUGAAGACUUCCAACAUAUUAUUAAAUGAAAAACUGCAAGCUAAGAUAGCUGAUUUUGGGCUGUCCAGAGACCUUGCAACUGAAAGUGGCCCUCAUGUAUCAACUGUCCCUGCAGGCACCCCAGGAUACCUGGAUCCUGAGUAUUACUCAUCUGGAAAUUUGAAUAAAAGAAGCGAUGUUUAUAGCUUUGGGAUUGUCUUGUUGGAGCUGAUAACCGGCCAGCCUGCAAUAAUAACCCCUGGGAACAUUCACAUAGUUCAAUGGAUUAGUCCUAUGAUUAAAAGAGGGGAUAUUCAGAACAUUGUUGAUCCAAGGUUGCAAGGAGAUUUCAACACCAAUUCUGCCUGGAAAGCUCUGGAGAUAGCCUUAGCAUGUGUACCAUCAACUGCAAUCCAAAGGCCAGACGUGAGCCAUGUACUGGCAGACUUAAAGGAUUGUUUGGAGAUAGAGGCGGGUGCCAUGAGAACUCAGAGGAUAGAUAGCUACAAAAUGGGAUCAAGCAACUCCCUAAAAAGCUGUGCAGUGGAUCUUGAAAAUGAAAUGGCUCCCCAUGUUAGAUAGUUAUGGAACACCAUUAGCUGCCAGUUCAAAUUUGCAGUUAUUAAUUAUCCCAUUUUCAUGUGACAAAUUUGCAUAAAGUUGGUCUGCUGUAUUAGGCAAUUCUCUCA
Molecule: messenger RNA, 904 nt
Organism: Vitis riparia (riverbank grape)
Lineage: Eukaryota; Viridiplantae; Streptophyta; Magnoliopsida; Vitales; Vitaceae
Product: probable LRR receptor-like serine/threonine-protein kinase At1g51860
Exons: 4
Coding region: 9-797 (262 amino acids)
Biological process (GO): protein phosphorylation
Molecular function (GO): ATP binding; protein kinase activity
Source: RefSeq, a predicted model, not a curated record